AUGGCGAGCAAAGAUCAAAGUGACCUUGACAAUCAGGAAAGCACUCCCAAGCUCAUUAACAUUGCUCAGAAAGGAUUUGGUCAAGCAUCCAAUUAUGAAAAGGCCCGCAAUGACUACCCUCUUGAGGCAGUGAAAUUCCUCUUGAAACAGCUUCGACUACUUGACAAGACCACUGAACAAUCAAAGGUCUUGGAACUUGGCUCGGGUACAGGAAAGUUUACUCGGGUGAUGUUAGAAGUGCUGAAGGACCAGAAUGUCCGAGUUAUUGCAAGUGAUCCUGUUGACCAAAUGUGCGAACAGUUCAAACGCCUACAGCCUGAUGUUGAUGUUAUCCAGUGUGCCGCGGAGGACAUACGUAAGUUGGCCUUUUUAUGA
Messenger RNA from Porites evermanni, 375 nucleotides. NCBI's taxonomy places the organism in Eukaryota, Metazoa, Cnidaria, Anthozoa, Scleractinia, Poritidae. The record is from the annotation of a GenBank genome assembly.